AUAUUGGGAAAACAGCCACGUGGGUUCGAAUCCCACGCCACACACUUAGUUGAUGACUGAGAAUGACAAGGACGCAUGCUUGAACGUCGGAAAAAGAAAGCACUGGAGAGUGGUCCCUUGCGUCGUCUUAUUUGGCAGAUUCCGCCCGAGAAGGGGAAGAAUGAAAUCGGAAUAGACAGGAGGAACCAAGCUACGGCAUGCUUCAGGCUUACAUGCAUGACACCGCACGGACAGAGUAGUAGGAAGGAUAGAUCGAUACUGAAUCGAACAAGUAGAACACGAACAACGGAAUGGCCUUCAAUUGCCUUCAACUGGAGAUGCUCGAUUUGGGAACCUCUUCCCAAUGGCCGUCCGAUACAUGUGUUACUUGAUUUCACCCGGAAACUACAUGCAAGCGCAUAUCUCAGGCGCCCUCAUGAAGCUUUGAGGAGUCGUGGUUAAUAUUCCGCAGUGGGAUUAAGUCCGACCUUCAUAAGCAAAUGAAGAGCUGCCAGCAUCCACGUGGCCGUUUCCCUAGUACACCUUUGCCGCGCGUCUUCUCGAAUCUUCGCCUCUGCUCCGUAGACAUUGCUCAUCUCCCCCACCAUUAUCGAAGACUUUGACGGGAUCAGACAUCUCGGCAACGGACGGUUUCAAC
Molecule: messenger RNA, 637 nt
Organism: Cantharellus anzutake
Lineage: Eukaryota; Fungi; Basidiomycota; Agaricomycetes; Cantharellales; Hydnaceae
Exons: 3
Coding region: 76-441 (121 amino acids)
Source: RefSeq, a predicted model, not a curated record